Molecule: messenger RNA, 1088 nt
Organism: Diorhabda carinulata
Lineage: Eukaryota; Metazoa; Arthropoda; Insecta; Coleoptera; Chrysomelidae
Product: GILT-like protein 1
Exons: 3
Coding region: 376-1047 (223 amino acids)
Molecular function (GO): oxidoreductase activity, acting on a sulfur group of donors, disulfide as acceptor
Source: RefSeq, a predicted model, not a curated record
ACAAAUAGAUUAGUAUUUUCUUUGUUAGUUGCGGUGGCUCUGAUAUUAUUGAAAAUCAUAUUUUUUAGGUUAUUUCUGAGUUAGCGCAAAUGAGAAUAAUAUUUUACAAAGAUCGAAACCCCAUCUUCAUUUAUUCUUAUCUAUCAUACUUAAUAAUAUAGCUAGAGCAUACCUCUGAAGGUAUUAAAUUUAAUUUUACGCAAGAAUAUUAAUAGUGGUGAAGACAUUAUUUGAAAAUUUGGAAACAGUAGGAAAUGGAAUAAGAUGCAAAUCGUGAAGUGAUAUAUCAAAAAACAUUAGCAGAGAAGGAGAAUGCUGCCCAGUGAAAAAACAAUAACUAUACACAAUACUUAUCUAAUUUAUUUCUAGAUAAAAAUGAAUGCAAGAUACACAAAAUUACUAGUGUUAAUAAUAACAAUUAUUAUAUUAUACAAGACAUUUCAUUAUUUCCAAUUAACUGAGGAUGGAAAUAUUGAGGAAGAAAUUGAGGAUAUAGGUAAAGUUACAGUAUCUGUACACUAUGAAGCCUUAUGUCCAGAUUCUAAGUUCUUUAUAUCACAUCAGUUGCUUCCAACAUACAGAGACCUUACAAAAUUUAUUAGUUUGGACUUAAUUCCAUAUGGAAAAGCACAGACAAUAGAAAAUGACAAUGAAAUAGAAUUCCAUUGUCAGCAUGAUGCCAUAGAAUGCUUUGCCAAUAAAAUACACGCUUGUGUAAUAGAGAAGAUAAACGAACCUUUAGUGCAGUUAGAGUAUAUAACGUGUAUGAUCAAAGAUAACCAUAUACCUGAUGAAGCUGGAGAGAAGUGUGGCAGGAGUUUAAACCUAGAUUACAGCCCAAUUUCAGAAUGUGCUAGUAAUGCUGAAGGAUCUAAAUUGCUUAAAAAACAUGGUGAAAGGACUAACUCUUUGAAUCCUCCGGUUAAAUUUAUCCCUACUAUAGAAUUGAAUGGUAGUCAAAAUUUGGUUAGCCAGCCACAAAUAUUGAAAGAUUUGAAAAGUGCUCUCUGUACAGUUUUGAAUUACAAACCUUCAAAAUGUUCAUAAAUUCAAGUGCCAAGUAUUUUAUUAAAUUUAUUCCACAAAAA